Molecule: messenger RNA, 2217 nt
Organism: Cryphonectria parasitica EP155
Lineage: Eukaryota; Fungi; Ascomycota; Sordariomycetes; Diaporthales; Cryphonectriaceae
Product: HET-domain-containing protein
Exons: 2
Coding region: 1-2217 (738 amino acids)
Source: RefSeq, a predicted model, not a curated record
AUGGCUCGGCGCUGCCACCACUGCGUGGGAUUAUCCAUCGAAUCCUUAAUACGCCUGGCCAAAGAUGAAUUCAAGGGCUACCACGAAUUUCCAAAACAAGCCUUCUAUCAACACCACAAUUCUCUUCAGGACCUCGAAGCAUCAGCAGAGAGCGGUUGCGAACUUUGCACCCUGAUCUUGGAUUGCUUCAAGGGUGCUCAGGUAGAGGAUGCAGAUGAUCGCCCUAUGGCCUGGCCGGAAGACUGGGUCAGUGACAACCAUGAGCUGGGUACCUCAAUGUUUACUGUUGCCAAGGGGCUUGAUGAUUCGAGCAUCCGUAUAGCCAUCAGCGCGGAUCAUGUGUACGCGACAGCGGGAAUUGAGGACGUCUCGCAGUUUGACACCCUCUUGGUCCAGAUAGGGCCUAGAGAUGACGGCCCUGAGGCGGUGAUGGACUGGGUGCUUCCACCGUUGCCUUUGGCUAUAACUGUGGCUCGUGGCGACGUUUUCAAAAUCGACGAGUACCAGAUCGGGCAUUUCGAACUUGUUGCAGACCUCGCCGCUAUGGAAAACUUCGAGAUCGCCCGGGGAUGGCUCAAGACUUGCAGGACUGAGCAUGCCCAUUGUCCCUCUGACGAUCCCCCUGUCCUACCGACUCGCGUCAUCGACGUCGGUACUGCACCCGAUUUCCAGGACCUUCGAAUCUUCUUGUCUGCGGGAACGAAGGACCACUAUGUGGCUCUCAGCCACUGCUGGGGCGGCUCCAUCACGCCACUGCUUACAACAAAAACACUCGAGUAUUUCACAUCCUCGCUUCCUUAUACCGAAUUACCUGCCAACUUUCAGCACGCAAUCACCAUCACCAGAGAGAUGAAGGUCCGAUAUCUCUGGAUCGAUAGCCUCUGUAUCAUCCAGGACUCGAAGCGAGACUGGGAACGAGAAUCUGUGAAGAUGGCGAAAGUCUAUCGAGAUUCCAUGUUCACCAUCUCAGCGCUGGCGUCCUCAGGGAGCAAAUGCGGGAUCCUUGCAAACAGCCCUAGGUCGGCGCGAUCGCCCAAGCCCGUCACUCUGACUAUGACCACAAGCGACUCCAAGAGUCACGAAGUGAAGAUUUCCUUAGUCAAUGCAAAGGGCGAGUAUCUCAACGAGCUGGCCAACAGGUGCCCACUGUCCAGCCGGGGAUGGUGUCUUCAAGAGGCCGUUCUGUCUCCUCGACAUUUGUAUUACGGCCAGGAACAAAUCUACUGGCGUUGUCCUUCCGGCUUCCAUGACGCAGAAGGAUGCGGGCCGGGGCGCCGCUUCCCGUCUGAUGCGUACGACGGCAUAGCAUCUGCGCUCUAUGGAGAGAUCCUUCGAGACACGCGCCCAAGAUUGGCCCCUAGUGAGAUGACCCAGCACGAGGAUGUAAAUGGCGUUCUUACCGAGUACUACCUUCUUGUGCAAGACUACUCGCACAGGGAGCUGACUUUUAGCUCCGACAAGCUUCCCGCAUUUUCUGGUGUCGCACAGCGCCUCCAUACUGCGGUCGGCGGGGCGUACCUUGCGGGUCUCUGGAGCACAGACAUCUGCCGCGCCCUCUCAUGGCGUGCGGAGGGCAGAACGGCGAAGCACGUGCGGCCAGCCCGUACGCCUUCGUGGAGCUGGGCGGUCACUGAUGAGUGGGUCUGGUUUGACGUUGGCUCAGAGCCACCAGAGGAUGGAGAUGCAUCCUUGAACUUGCAACUACUCGAGCAUGAGAUCAAGCUGCACGACAAGGACAAUGCCUAUGGACAGGUGGAAUCAGGGAGCCUGACAGUCAGGGGCCUCACCACGACAAUGGCCCGCAGCUCACAGCUGGUGAAUGCCUGGCCUUGCAGCUUCAGCAUUGGGACGGUGCACCUUGACAACGAGGACAUUGACGAGGAGCUCGGCCCAGGGGUAGAUGGGCGGAUGGCGAUGUGGUCGCUGUUUCGAAAGAUGGGGGAGACGGGGCUUAUCUCCAUUGUGACUACGGCAGGCCACGAGGAUGACUGGGAGAUAGAACAGGAGGCUAUUCAUCCUGAGGAUUACUUGGUUCUACUUGUCUACGCCGAACUUGAGGGAGAAGGCGAGUGGACUGAGCGUGCGUCUUGUCUCCUUCUACAGCAGGACGAUAGAGAAGGGGGAAAUACGUAUAGAAGAGUGGGCGUCGCCAGGCUGGACGCGCUGAAAGUAGCGUGGCUUAGAAGUUGGGAAGAGACAACGCUUAGGCUUAUCUAG